AUGGACCUGAGCCCUGCUAAUUACUUUACAAAAGUGUCAAGGGAAAUAAGCCUUAACAAACGUGAAUACUGUACAAUUACGCGCGACUCUAUUCAUAGCCUCGAGAAGGCUUGGUCAAGCCUGGAGUCCAGGCUCACAGCAACUCUUCACUGCCUCACCUCGGCAAUAGCUGUCUGGGGCGAGCUGUCCAUUCGUCAGGCCGCCCUUGAAUCUUGGUUGGUGCAAUGCGAAGCCGAGUUGGCUCGACUUUCCAAAGGGCCAUCAAUUGAGCCCGUUGCUCCAUCAACUGCAGCCUCGACGUCAACGAAACUUCCUUCGGCACCUGACUACGAGUUCCCUACAGAGUCGUCGACAUUACGCGCUCAGGAGAGAUGGCUGGCCGCAUGUAGGGAACUAAAUGAUAAUUUGAAAGGUCGAUCCGAAGAAGUAGUGAAGUUGACACAGGAGCUGAGUGAGGCGGUCAGCCCGGAAACUGUGGAAACCUGCAACAAACCCGAUCUUCUUCGACGUAUCAAUGACCUGGAGACCGAAUCCAAG
Protopolystoma xenopodis is the source of this 537-nucleotide messenger RNA. NCBI's taxonomy places the organism in Eukaryota, Metazoa, Platyhelminthes, Monogenea, Polystomatidea, Polystomatidae. The record is from the annotation of a GenBank genome assembly.